AUGAGUGCGGUGUUCGCCGAUCAGUUGAAGAAGGUGCUGACUUCGUGGGAAGGCCCGCAGGUACGAACAGCAGGCGGUCACGUCAUAACACCAAAGGGAAGAUGCACAGCUCGUGUGGAUGUGGAAGGGCAUACGUACCCUACUGUUUUCGUCGUCUUGGACCAGUGCUCUCGGAACGUCAUUCUCGGUGCGGACUUCCUUUCGGCAAACAAAGCAAUCAUAGAUCUUCGAGCGCAAACAAUCACCCUGUCACCAGAUACGGGCGUCACGCGAAAUCCAAGUCCUGCAUUAUCAGCGGCGCUAAUGAUUCUCGAUGAGCACGUCACAUUGCCACCACGCUCGAGUGCUGUCAUCCCCGUGGGCGCUGACAGCGGCAUCUGCGCCGAAGGUUUGGUCGAGGCCAACCAGAGUUUGCUCUUUGAAAAAGGUUUGGCUAUCGCCAGAGGAAUCGUUCACAUCGUUGAAGGAACCGUCAGUGUACUAAUCACUAAUUUCUGCUCGGAAUAUCGUCACCUUGCAAAGGGCACCACUGUGGCACUAUUCGAGACCAUCCCGGGCAUAAGCGAUGUACUCACGAUCGACGACGCACUCCAUCCUCGUACACAUGACGUGUUCUUUAACGUGAAUCCGGCGUUGCCCCUGGAAAGACACGAAAGGCUGCGGAAACUGCUCUAUAGCUACCAGGAUUGCUUCGCCACAUCACCCAAGAUCCGCCAGACAACGCUUGUGAAACAUCGCAUCAUAACUGAUGAAAAUGUGCAACCAAGUCACCAAUCGCCGUACCGUGUGUCCAUGAAAGAGCGCGAGGCAAUCCGGAAACAGGUACAAGAAAUGCUUCAUGACAACAUCAUUGAGCCCUCCCAAAGCCCGUGGGCUUCCCCUGUAGUGAUCGUGAAAAAACGGGACGGCACUCCAAGAUUCUGCGUCGACUAUCGCCGACUCAAUAAGGUAACGAGAAAGGACGUUUAUCCGCUCCCUCGAAUUGAUGACGCCCUCGAUCGUCUCUGCAAUGCCAGAUACUUUUCAUCUAUGGAUCUAAGGACUGGCUACUGGCAGGUGGAAGUUGACGAAAGGGAUCGCGAGAAGACGGCGUUUAUUACACCAGAUGGACUAUACCAGUUUAAAGUCAUGCCAUUUGGACUUUGCACUGCCCCUGCAACUUUCCAAAGGGUAAUGGACACCGUAUUGGCUGGCCUGAAGUGGCAAACUUGUUUGGUGUACUUGGACGACAUCAUAGUCUUCGCUCCAUCCUUCGAGGAACACAUCAGCAGGUUAAAAGUGGUACUUGAUGCACUUAAGGCUUCAGGACUUACGUUAAAGCCCGAAAAAUGCCGUUUUGCCUACGAGCAGCUGAAGUUCCUUGGUCACGUCGUCAGUUCUGCCGGCGUUCUACCAGACCCAGAGAAGACAGCUGCAGUUCGAGACUUCCCGCAGCCCCGCGAAAAGAAGAGCCUCCGAAGCUUCCUCGGACUUUGCACGUACUAUAGGCGCUUUGUCAAGGACUUCUCGCAGGUCUCCGAGCCCCUGACACGUCUAACGAAAGAAGACAGCUCGUUUGUGUGGGAAGCACCCCAAGAAGAAGCGUUUCUGGAGCUCAAAAGACGUCUUCAAGCGCCCCCUAUUUUGGCCCACUUUGACGAGAACGCGGCAACAGAAAUCCACACCGACGCCAGCAGUGUCGGCCUCGGUGCCGUUCUUGUUCAAAGGCGGGACGGACGAGAACACGUCAUCGCCUACGCCAGUCGAUCUUUGUCUAAGGCAGAGUACAAUUAUUCCACGACCGAAAAGGAAUGCUUGGCAAUUGUGUGGGCAACUUCCAAAUUCCGCCCAUAUUUGUACGGCAGACCUUUUACCGUCAUUACCGACCACCAUGCUUUAUGCUGGCUUGCGAACCUAAAGGAUCCAUCCGGACGUCUCGCAAGGUGGAGCUUGCGGCUCCAGGAGUUCGACAUAUCGGUAGUGCACAAGAACGGAAGAAAGCAUUCCGACGCAGAUUGUCUGUCUCGAGCCCCGGUUGAGCAACCACCACCGUGUGCAGACGACGACGCCAGUUUCCUGGGCAUGAUCACCGCUUCCGACUUAGCCGCCCAACAACGGGCCGACCCUGAACUGAACUGUCUCAUUGAACAUCUUGAAAGAAAACGUACGGAGAUACCCAAAACUUUCAGGCGUGCUCUCUUCACACAUUCUGCUUAA
Rhipicephalus sanguineus (brown dog tick) is the source of this 2196-nucleotide messenger RNA. Its product is annotated as retrovirus-related Pol polyprotein from transposon 17.6. The coding region runs from base 1 to 2196 and encodes 731 amino acids. The transcript has a single exon. The record is from RefSeq and is a predicted model, not a curated record. NCBI's taxonomy places the organism in Eukaryota, Metazoa, Arthropoda, Arachnida, Ixodida, Ixodidae.